AUGGCAUUCGACAAAAGCGAUCUCAAUAACACGACAUCCAAUGGUAAUCUUGCGUUCAGAACUCCCAGUUUGCGUGGGUGUAAACCAUCACCGAAACUAACAUCCAAGCAACGUAACACUGUGCGCAUUAUCGCUCAGUAUCUUCGAGAUUUGGGAUUGAAAGAAUCGCUGGAUGUCCUCACAGAAGAAAGUGGAUGCAAAGUCGAAAAUGCAAAUGCACGUCAACUGCGAGAAGCUAUUUAUCAAGGAAAGUGGGAUGAGGCUACUGCAGUUCUGGACAAGUGUUACGCGAACCUCAAGCCGCUACAACUACAGGCUGCAAGGCUAAUCAUACUAGAGGAAAAGUUCUAUGAUCUACUGUAUUCUGAAAAUAUAUCUAUGGCUCUACGGUUGCUUCGUGAGGAAUUCCCAAAUACGGCUGCGGUGCGGGAAAAACGAUCUAGCAUGAUUCGAAUGCUUUUUAUGGACAAAAAACAGUUAGCGCAAGUUCCAGAAACAACGCGUUAUAGAACGAAAAGUGAUCGUCGGAAGCUCGUUGUGAAAGUACAACAAGUUUUACCAGCUACAUUCAUACUUCCACCUGCUCGACUUGAGCAGUUACUCAAUCAAGCCCAUGCAACGCAAGUGUCCAGGUGCAGGGUUCACAUGAGCCGGGAGUCAUCGGAAGGUCUAGAAGCCGCAGAUGUGUUUGUGGACCAUAGCUGUCAAAAGCACUCUACCCGUUUCUAUGCCAAUACUCAGGUAAUUUGUGGUGGCGAGAAAGUGGAGUUGUUACACCUUCUCUCGGGCUACGAUAAUGCUGAUGUUGUGUCGUGUAUAAGCUGGAGUGGUGAUAGCAACCUGCUUGCCGUCGCUUGCUCAGAACAGGCUCCGUUUGAUAUAAUGGUAUUCGCUGCAAAGGAAGGGCGUAUGCUGCGUACAAUAAAUAAUUUGCCGAAUUCACUCUUCACCACGUGUGCCUUUUUCAAUGCACCAAAUUAUUUCCUUAUUGUUGGUGAUGAAAGGGGCCAUCUUCAAAUAUGUGAUGUUAAACAGUCGUCUGAGGGGCAUGUGCUCGGAUUGUGGGAAGGCUAUAGAAUCCGUGGUGUUUAUGGAAUGAGCGACAGCGUCACAGUUCUCGCCUCUGACACACACCAUAGGCUGCGAAAGUAUCGAUUCGAUAAUCGUACAGAUGAGACCGUUUUCACGGAAGAAGUACCUAUCAUAUCUUUCCGAGUGCACCCGACUGAGCGGUAUGUUCUCACCACGACGCAGCGUAAUCUUCGGAUGUGGGAUUUGCAGUCAAAGACGCUUGUAAGAAAUUUUUAUGGAGCUCAACAGGCAAAUCUCGUUAUUCACGCUGGAUUCGGAGGACUAGGUCACGGAUAUGUUGCUACAGGGACUGAAGAUCACAAGGUGAUGAUAUGGAGGAUCUCUAAUAGCAAACACGCACUCAAGUUGCGAGGUCACAAGCGUGUUGUUAAUGGAGUUUCGUGGAAUCCAAAAUAUCCCAACAUGCUGGCAAGUUGCUCACAGGAUGCUACUGUACGUAUAUGGAUGAUUGCACGAAAUGACUUGCUUCUGGAGCCACCUUCAAGGCAUCGUAAAGGCAAAAGAAAAACGAGUAAGCAACCGAAAGAUCGAAAAGACAGAGUUGAAGCUGGCGGAUGA
Molecule: messenger RNA, 1650 nt
Organism: Ostertagia ostertagi
Lineage: Eukaryota; Metazoa; Nematoda; Chromadorea; Rhabditida; Trichostrongylidae
Source: the annotation of a GenBank genome assembly